Messenger RNA from Carassius gibelio (silver crucian carp), 7407 nucleotides. Its product is annotated as C-C chemokine receptor type 4. The record is from RefSeq and is a predicted model, not a curated record. Gene Ontology annotation, biological process: chemotaxis; G protein-coupled receptor signaling pathway; immune response. The transcript is spliced from 2 exons. Gene Ontology annotation, cellular component: membrane. Bases 791 to 1852 code for a protein of 353 amino acids. Lineage: Eukaryota; Metazoa; Chordata; Actinopteri; Cypriniformes; Cyprinidae. Gene Ontology annotation, molecular function: chemokine receptor activity.
AAUUAUGUGUGUUUGUGUUCAUCAAUUAAAUCAGUGCAUUAAAAUAGAACGCUGAUUAACAGUGGCUUUGAAGCACCUUUGCAAUAAACGGUUUUAUUGCCUACCUGCUAGCCAUUAAGAAUCCAGUAUUCCGACAGACCAUGGUAUAACAAUUUAAUUUAUUUUUUACAUUUAAGCUGUUUGAUACUGAAAGGUAUGUAUAUAAGUCAACUAGCCUAUAAAUAACGUGACUAGCUGGAAAAAGGGACAAAAUCUUGGAACCUAUAAUUAAUUUUCCCAGAAUAAUCAUUAGUUUCACUUGUUCUUUUUUUUUUUCAAUUCCUGAAAACUGACUCACUGUUAAAGAAGAAAAGAGCACAAAAACAGUUUUUUCAGCAUUACAGGCUUAUCAUUAUGAUUGGUGUGGGAUGGCAUUUGUUUUGAACAUAAGGCUAUCUAUAUAAAAUGUCCUUUUCAAGACAUUCACUGUGGGUGGGGGGACUUAUUAGCGUUCAUUCAGUAGCUGUCACAGCCUCAAAUGACUCAGAUUUAUUGUUUUAUCUCCUCCACGGGAAUUUCUUUUGUGCAUCCAAACCUGCUAACCUCAGUGCGGUGACAGGAAAUGUGUUCAUUUUACCUUCGCGUCGCAAGAUAAUAUUUUGCAAAAAAGCACUCUCGCACACACACAUGCCUCAUUUUACAGGAAAUUUGCUGAAGGCAAAUGUACAGAAAGAGAGUGAAAUGUACUAGACUCACUUCCAUGAACAUCUGAACAUCAUUUCAGCAACAAGAGUGACAGCUAUUUCUCAUCAUGACUGAAGCAUAUACAGACAGCAUGAAUACAACAGCAUAUGAUAACUACGAAACAGAAAACGUAUGCACGAUUGAGGGUUCACACCUGAAUUCACAUCUCAAGGCUGCCAUUUUCUACAUGGUUUUUGCACUUGGCCUCAUUGGUAACAUCACCGUCUUAUGGGUCCUCUUGAAAAUCAUGCAUGUGAAAAAUAUGACAAAUCUCUGCCUGCUGAAUCUGGCUCUAUCAGACCUACUGAUGGUCCUCUCACUGCCCUCUUGGGCUCUCUAUGCUCAGGGCCACUACUUUAAAGCCAAUGGGAUGUGUAAGGCAAUGGCGGGUACAUACCAAGUUGGAUUUUACAGCGGGAUCUUAUUCGUGACUCUAAUGAGCGUGGAUCGCUAUUUGGUCAUUGUACAUGCCGUUGCGGUGCUGGGAUCGAAGAUGUUGCGAUAUGGAAUUAUUGUGAGUCUCAUUAUAUGGAUGGUUUCCAUCUGUGCUGCCCUUCCAGAGGCCAUCUUUGCAGCAAUGGUCACAGAGGACAACAUUACCAGCUGUCAGAGAGUUUAUCCUGCUGGGUCAGCCCAAAAGUGGAAGCUUUUCCGUAACUUUGGUGAAAAUGCAGUAGGACUAUUCAUCUCUUUGCCCAUUUUAGCCUACUGCUACAUCAGGGUCCUAAUGGUUGUGAAGAAGACAAAAAACUCAAAAAAGGAACGGGCCAUAAAGCUCAUUUUAGGCAUUGUCAUCGUGUUUGUGGUCUUCUGGGUGCCUUACAAUGUGAUGGUGUUUCUGAAAACCUUGGAGGAGUUUGGCUUUCUAAGUGGCUGCGAGGCUUAUCGUGGUAUCAACAUGGCCAUGAACGUGACAGAGACGAUCGCACUCACUCACUGCUGUGUAAAUCCGAUCAUUUAUGCCUUUGUUGGAGAAAAGUUUAGAAAAUCCCUAAUAAGUAUGUUUUCAAGAUAUCUUGGAUGUGUGAAGACUUACCAAUCGUCAUCUACACAAUCCAAAGUUUCAGAGAAUGAAACUUCCAACACGGCAAUUUUUUUUACAUCUCCCAUCAAAAGUACACAAGUGUAGGUUAUAAUUUUUAAAGGUUUUAUAAUUUUUUUCUUUGUAAAUAUUGUGCUUAUCAUUCAAAAUGUCUUCAUUCAUGUGUUACAACAUAUAAUACAUUUGUUGAUUUUAUGAUUGUAAUAUCAUAUCAAUUAGACUACCUCAAUUAAUAAAACCAAAUGUCAAUUAUAAAAAUUAACCAUCAUACAAGAACAUGAAAAUUCUGCGUCAGCUUGGUGGGGCAAGAGAUGCUUUCUGUCUUCUGGUGUUUGUGAAUAAACUAGUGUUUUACACACUGGCUUAAAAUGAACUUAUGCAUUAAAUUUAAUGAAUUUACAAAUGAUUUAAUGUUACUAAUAUAUCUGUUCCUCAAUAUCUCUAAGGUCACAUUACGUGACCUGUUAAAAAGUUCAUUACUCUUUCCGUAUAAUAGUUAUUAACCACAGAAAAAAAAAAAAAAAAAAAAAAAAAAUCAUCUUUAACCACACACACUUCGAAGGCAAAACCAAUCACAAAAAGUUUUUCCCCUCACAUGGGCUAAAAGAGGAUGUGUGAGUGCAGUAUCGAUAUAGAGGAACUGUUCUUUGAAUGUAUUACUGAAUUACUAAAUCGAUAUCUGUGAAUUGUGUAUUCCUAAUGUCUGUUACAUUUUAUGCUUAAACUACCUAUUUCAAAUGCACUGAUACACAUAUCAAGAUGUAUAUCAAUAUGUAAAUAAACAAACAAAUAAAACGAUCAAACUGUUUCAAAAGUAUUUUGUAAUGCUACUGCUUACCACAAGAGCCCUCCCUAUAACACAUAUGGUACUGCCGUCACAUACAUGCCUAUUUUAUUAUAGUUUUAAAUCUUUGACAAACAGUGUCUCUGUAGCCUAACAGUAUACUGAAUUAUGCUAUUUUAAACAUGUGGAUCCAGAAAUGAACCUUUUACUAAAGUGGCAUAUUUAUGCAUAUUAUCAUGCAAUAAUAUAUCAAAUAUGGCAUAAUAUUUGGACCAUGGAAUUUUAGAUUUGAUUUUAGAUACUUUAAUUUUAAUUUUAUUUUUUUACAUUCAUGGGGUUUUGUUUACACACUAUGUUUCAUCUACGCUGUCAGCCAAAAUUAGGGGUACAACAGCUUGUCACUGAGGUAGUCAAGUCAAGUCACCUUUAUUUAUAUAGCACCUUAAACAAAAGACAUUACGUCAAAGCAACUGAACAACAUUCAUUAGGAAAACAGUGUGUCAAUAAUGCAAAAUGAUAGUUAAAGGCAGUUCAUCAUUGAAUUUAGUGAUGUCAUCUCUGUUCAGUUUAAAUAGUGUCUGUGCAUUUAUUUGCAAUCAAGUCAACGAUAUCCCUGUAGAUGAAGUGACUUGAUUGUAGUGUAGAGAUAGUGCCCUCAAAGGGUGCAUAUUAGCACCUUAGAGUAGUAAUUUGUAUCCUUAAGGUAGCAAAAUGUACUCUUAUGGUACUAUUAUAAACACUAGGGGAAAAAGAAGGUACAGAGUUCUCCCUUUGAGGAUACUUCCCAGUGACAGGCUGUUAUACCCCUUGAAGGUACUUUUUUGUUGUUGUCAGCGUGUCCUGUAUAUAAACAGUCUGUUGUUUAUGUUUGUAGUGUGAUUCAAAUGCUUGUAUGAUGAAUUAACUAAUAAUAAUAAUAAUAAUAAUAAUAAUAAUAAUAAUAAUAAUAAUAAUAAUAAUAAUAAUAAUAAUAAUAAUGGUUGUUACCUAUAUAAUCAAUACAAAAUACAAAGCCAACUCAAUAAUAAAUACUGUAGCAUAGUUCCUUGAAUAUAAUUUGCAUAUAUUAUUAUUUAUUUAUUUGGCCAUAUUGGUUGUCAUGUGUAAAACAUCAGGAAGGUUCGGAAAUAGCUUCUUGUAAAAGUGUGAAUAACGUAUGUGAAGCUUCAAGGAAGUAACUUCACACUAACCAUUGUCUUUACCUUUUAAGCUAGAGCAGAAAGCCACAGUUUUCUGAAGAGACAUGCACUGCAGAGUGAAACGGAUUUCCUGUGUUCUUUGGCUCUGAUGCAAACAGUACAUUAAGACUGCUGACAUGACUAUUGUUUCAAAAAGCACAAAACAGAUUAGGAAAAUAAAUCCAGAAAGUAUUUUUAUAUAAAAUGCACCCCUGAACUAUACAGUAAUGUGAUAUUAAUAAAAUAAUUUAUGCUUAUAAUGCCCUAAUCAAAAUAAUAAUUUAAAACAAUGUGUCAAAAACCUUGCAAAAAUUUUCUAUAGGGUCUAAAACAACAUUCUUUUUUUUAUAGCGCUUUUUACGAUACAAAUCAUUGCAAAGCAACUUUACAGAAAGUUAAAUUUCUAUAAUAUUUAGCAGUAGCUUAUCAGUGGUAAUUUUCAGUUUAUGUGCAUAUGGUAGAAAUGUUCUGAAAAAUUAAUAAACUACAUUCAAACAGACAAUGAACACUAUCAACAUCAAUUAUUAUAUGAUGUAAUCACACUAGUGGCAAUACCCCUCCUCUGAGGGGUUAGCGUAGCUGCUGUUCCAACCAAGUAAAAUUUAUUAGUUUAACCCAAGCUAAAGAAUUAUAAUGAGCAUUUGAUCAGAUAAAACUGCAGUCUGAACCCCGAAAAUUAUCAGGAAGGCUAUUCCAGAGUUUGGGAGCCAAAUGCGAAAAAGCUCUCCCUCUUUAAUGGACUUUGUUAUCCUAGGUACUAUCAAAAGUCCAGCAUUUUAUAACCUUAGGGAACAUGAUGGAUUGUAGCAUGGUAGAAGGCUAGUUAGGUGUGCUGGAGCUAAACCAUUUAGGGCCUUAUACGUAAGUAAUAACAUUUUGUAACUGAUACAGAACUUAAUAGGUAGCCAGUGCAAAGACUGUAAAUUUGGUGUAAUCAUCAUAUUUUCUUGACCUGGCAAGAACUCUAGCCGCUGCAUUUUAGCCUACCUGUAGCUUGUUUAUUGAAGAUACAGGACAACCACCUAGAAGUGCAUUACAAUAGUCCAGUCUAGAGGUCAUGAAUGCAUGAACUAGCUUUUCUGCAUCAGAAAAACAUGUUUGUAUCUUAGCAAUGUUUCUAAGAUGGAAGAAUGUGUUUUUUGUAAUAUGGGAAAUAAAUGUUGUUUUCAAAAGACAAGUUACUGUCUAAUAUAACACCCAGAUUUUGGACUUAGAGGAAGUAACAGUACAUCCAUCUAGUUGCAAACAGUAAUCUACGAGACUGUCUGUAUUGUGUUUUGGUCCAAUAAGUAAUAUCUCUGUCUUAUCCAAAUUUAAAAGGAGAAAAUUAUUGGAAAAUUAUUUUAACACACUCUUUUAGCUAAGAUAAUUUUGAAGUUUCAUCUGGUCUCAUUGAGAUAUAUAGUUGAGCAUCAUCAGCAUAAUAUUGGAAACUAAUCCCGUAUUUUCUAAUAAUAUUACCAAGGAGCAACAUGUAUAUUGAAAUUAGCAGAGAACCUAGGACAGUUCCGUGUGGCAUUCCAUAUUUUACUGGUGAAAAAUUAGAUGAUUCAUGUUGUUACAGGUAACAACUCUUUCAGUAAGUUAGUGGGUACAGGAUGUAAUAAACAUGUUGUUAGGUUUAGAUGCAGUGAUAAGUUUAUUUAGCUCUUCCUGUCCUAUAGUUGUAGAGCACUGCAGUAUAUAUUUGGGUGCGAUGGAUGAAACUGAAAUAUUAGACGCUGUAGAAUUAACAUUUUGUUAUUGAAUUUCUCAUGUUAUCUAUAUUAUCAGUGAAGAAAUCAAUAAAGUCAUUACUAUUAAAUGUUGAUGGAAUAUAUAAAUCAGCUGGUUAUUUGUUAAUCUAUCCACUGUGCUUUUUUAUUUCUUUUCAAUGAGUUUGGGGAUAUGACCUGGCAGUUUCUAGAGUCUGUCUAUAGCUGGACAUACAGUUUUUCCACGCAAUUCUUAAGUUAGUUUUUCUCCAGUCUUUUUGUGCUCAAGACUACGAGUUUCUUUCUUGAGAGAGUGGGUAUUACUGUUAUACCAUGGCACAAGUAUGUUUUUCUCUAAACUUCUAAUGUAUUAGAGAGCAUAGUGCCCAUAUGCCCAAGUUGCCAGAUCAGUAUUUAUCCAAAUCUAUCAACAGGAUAUUUUUGAUCAAGUAUCUGGUGCAUGGCAUGAUGCAAGUUCAUUCAUUGAUGUUUUUGAUUGGACUAUGGAGAUCACACACAACCACUUCCACGUUAUGAGUUAGAUGUGAUUUUAUCUGCAUGCAAAUAUUAUAGGUAAGACCACAUUCUGGGACAAUCAACACGCACGCAUGCACUCGCGCAUGCACGCACGCAUGCACGCACACGCACACACACACACACACACACACACACACACACACACACACACACACACACACUGUUUAACCACAGACUAGAACUAUGCAGUUAAAAGAAAAUGUUCAAAAUAAACAUUUUGUAUUCACCAAUACAAUAUACACCAAAAGUCUGCUCCUAUUUUUGACUGGUGUUUCCAGUCAAAAAUGACCAGCCUUUUAAAAAUUGCUAAUACAUUUCUUGUUACACUAUAUUAUUAACAAAUAUUGCAUUCAAUAUUUUUGUUUUCUUUCAGUUAACACAGGUUUAGUAAUUUAUAUUAAAACUGAUUGUUCACAGGCCUUACAGAUCUUAGCCUGACUGAUCAGAAGAUAAAAUUAAUCUCUGUGUAAAGGAAAGCCUGUAAUACUAAAAAAAACAUGUGCUUGUGCAUGUGUGUGUGUGUGUGUGUGUGUGUGUGUGCAUGUGUUAGUGUAUGCAUGUAUUCAUGCAUGCAAACGUAGGCAUCAGACCUGUGCAAGCAUAAAUGCACAUACCGUAUUUUCCGCACUAUAAGGCGCACCGGAUUAUAAGGCGCACCUUCAAUGAAUGGCCUAUUUUAGAACUGUUUUCAUAUAUAGGGCGAACCGAAUUAUAAGGCGCAUAGAAUAGAAGAUACUGCAGUCAAAUGUUUGACUGGGUUUGUGUUAUGCAUCCAAUAGAUGGGGCAGUGCUAAAGUGAAUGUUAACCUUUUGACAGAGUGCCUUGAUCCAUAUAUAAAGCGCUCCAGAUUAUAAGGCGCACUGUCGUUUUUUGAGAAAAUUAUAGGCUUUUAAGUGAAAAUACGGUAUGUAAACAUAAACAUGAUGAAAAUGCUCCUGAAAACUAAAUGUUUCUCUUAUUUUCAUUAUUAAUAUAAUGCAUAUUAUUGUCAUGAUUCUGCCCUCGUGUCCUUGAUUUUUCCUAGUCUUGAGGCAGGAUCAUGACAGACCCAUGUUUUGUGUACAAGCGCAUGGCCUUGUCUUUGGGCCAUGUGCUUGUGUUGUCUCGUUCCCUUGCCCCGCCCCCCUUGUUAACCUAGUCGUGUCUUGAUUGUCCUAUCUGUAACACCUGUCGCGUCUUGAUUAGUACCCCUAUUUAGAUCUCCUAGUGUGCUCUGUCUUGCGUCGGUUCAUUGUCAUUGUGAUUGUACCUGUGAUUGUUCCACUCUGUGAUUGUUCCUUAAGAAGUGUUUGUAUUACCGUGAGUGUUUGUUUAUAGUUAGUAUUUAGAGUCCUUGUUUAUCUUGUCAGUCCAGUCCUGUUUUAGUUAUUUAGUCUUUACCUUGCUCCGUGUUUUCCCCCUCGUGGGUUUUUGUUUCCCCUUUUUGUAAUAAACCCUUUGUUUGAGAA